Messenger RNA from Meira miltonrushii, 181 nucleotides. RefSeq lists its product as uncharacterized. The record is from RefSeq and is a predicted model, not a curated record. Gene Ontology annotation, biological process: translation. Lineage: Eukaryota; Fungi; Basidiomycota; Exobasidiomycetes; Exobasidiales; Brachybasidiaceae. Gene Ontology annotation, cellular component: ribosome. Gene Ontology annotation, molecular function: structural constituent of ribosome. The annotation marks the transcript as partial. The transcript has a single exon.
CGCGGAAUGAAAGUACGAUCAGCAGUAAAGAGAUUCUGUGAAGGCUGCUCGGUAGUAAGAAGAAAAGGUCGCCUUUAUGUGAUUUGCAGCAAAGAUCCUAAACAUAAACAGGUGAGUGAAGAGGUUCUCUCCUCGAAAGAAAAGUGUCUGACAUCCCCUCUUGCGCCCUCUUCCACAGAGA